AUGAGAGGAUACAUCAUCUCCAACAACCAUCGCAGCAGUAGCCGAUUCUAUCUAAGAGCCGACAAGCAGGGGCUCUUCGAGCUUCGGAGCUCUGGGAGUUCCAGAGAAGCCGCAGUACUGAAUGCAUGCCACAACGUUUGCCAGGCGAUCAACGGAUGUGGGCGUGUGGGUUCUCGCUGUCAGGACGAACUACCACCACCGCAUUCCUGUGAAGAUCUUUACGUUGAGAGGACCAACAUCGAUGGAGAUGCCAAGAUUUGCUCUGUUCGGGCAGGGCAGUGUUCAUCGCAGGACAAACAGCCACUACAGUGUCUAGACAUCUCCCCAUUUGACCCCGAGACCCCACCAAAGUAUCCCAUCAAGGCCAAGAGUGUGCUGGAGCCCCGCGGUAGUGGAGCUCCACGACGUGGCGCAAGGAUAACCCGCGGAAUAUUCUAUUACACUCAGCAUGGACCAGCGAAUACCACUAUCACUUACGAGAUCACCGGUCUCGAUCCCCAUUCUAGUCACGGUAUUCAUAUUCAUCGCACUGCCGAAUUUCGAUACAACGGAUGUAACUCAGCGGGGGGAACCUACAACCCCUACCGUUAUCAACACGGGGCUCCCGAUGGCCACAUAAGGCACCUCGGGACUCUCGGUAAUGUUAUCGCUGAUGCCUCGGGUGUCGCUAAGGGCUCAUUCACUAGCAAGAUAAUCAAGCUAGAGGGAGCAUUCUCGGUCCUGCAUCGUUCAACAAUGGUGCACGCCUACCCCGAUGAUUUUCGAGACGAAGAAAGCUCGGGUCCUCGCCUGGCUUGCGGGGAGAUUUUAGCCGAGGAGAAAACUAUUACGGAGGGAGUUUUUGAGGCGAGCUUUUUGCUAUAA
This is a messenger RNA of Perkinsus marinus ATCC 50983, 864 nucleotides long. RefSeq lists its product as hypothetical. Lineage: Eukaryota; Perkinsozoa; Perkinsida; Perkinsidae. Bases 1 to 864 code for a protein of 287 amino acids. The record is from RefSeq and is a predicted model, not a curated record. Gene Ontology annotation, biological process: removal of superoxide radicals. Gene Ontology annotation, molecular function: copper ion binding; superoxide dismutase activity. The transcript has 4 exons.